GUGUGGAAGUGGAAGGUGGUGGAAAGUUUGGAACAUGUCGGAUUGUCUUGAGCCAACUAUCGAGCUGUCGCGACACUUGACUCUGCAGCAGCCAACUCUGACCGCUAUUAACAUUUUUAGUCGCAUUUUAUUUAGUUUACACGCACUCUCUCUCUCUCUCUCUCUCUGGACUUGCUUCGACUCACGGCACCGACUACACUCGACACCGCGACUACACGGCAGGCACGCAGCACACGAGCCACGAGGCGGCGGCGGCAGCACGAGGCACGAGAGCGAGCAACAGUGGGAAAUAUGCAGAAAAUGGGCAAGCUCAACUCGUCCAUCGAUAUUAUCCCGCUGCAAGGCUCGAGUGGAGAUUACAGAUCGAGGCACAUGGACAAUAAGCACAGGAUAGACCAAAGGCCGUUCCGGGAUCAAUCGUUGAUCGGUCGUGUGCAAACGUACAUGCACGAAAAUGAGAAUAGAGUUUAUAUCGAUGUAAAUGAAAUGGCAGACGCGUUGCAAAGGCGAUACAGAGAUUAUCGUGGUAAGAAACGCGGUCCGUUUCGUGCAAUUGUACGGAAGGCUUACGACGAGCUUACUGAGAUUCUGUCGAGAAAACCUCCGACGCGGGAAAAUUUGGCGUACGAUGAUGACGAUUUUGAGGAUGUUGAUGUCGAGUCAGAUUCACAACGUGCUUCGAUAGGCGAUAUGUUGUUACAUAUGUAUAAGAAAACACAAUAUAAACAGAAUGGAAACUCGAGCGAUAAAGAAUUGAUAGACAUUAGUAGUGAUGAUGAUGUAUCAAAAGUUGAUUCCAAGACUGAAAAGGACGUAAAGACGCCUGAAUCUGAGUGUACAGUAGCUGAAGAAUCUUCCCACAUGGCUUUGAUGGUUGCUCCAAAAUCAGAAUUAUCAACCACUGAACCAGAACCAGCAACUACAAAACAGGAAACAGCUGCAGCAAAGCCAGAAACAUCUAUCUCAAAAUCAGAAAUACCUGUGCUAUCAAAAAUGCCUGCAAAUCAAGUCGCGAAACAGUCAUUAGUGGAAUCUAUGAGAAAACGUCAAAGAGACAAAGAAAAUGACAAUGGACAAUUUUCAGUUUCUAAGAAAGCAAAAACUGUACCUAUCACGAAUUCAAAAAUUAUUUUCUCUGAUGUAGGAGGUAGUGACAAAGUUUUGAAAACUGUUUGCAAGUUACUAGCCCAUAUGAAACAUCCUGAAAUCUUCAGACGGCUCGGUAUAUCUCCACCAAGAGGAUUUUUACUUCAUGGACCACCUGGAUGUGGGAAAACAUUACUGGCACAUGCAGUUGCAGGCGAAUUAAAUAUGCCUCUACUAAAAGUAGCAGGACCCGAGCUUGUGACUGGAGUAUCUGGCGAAAGCGAAGCUCGUAUCAGGGAUUUAUUUGAACAAGCUUUAGUUCUUGCACCGUGCAUUGUUUUCUUGGAUGAGAUAGAUGCUGUCACACCAAAUAGAGCUACAGCUCAAAGAGAAAUGGAAAGAAGAAUUGUUGCACAAUUAUUGUCAAGUUUAGAUGAAUUAAAUCUUAACGAAAAUGGAGACAGAGUACUGGUAAUUGGUGCGACAAAUCGACCUGAUUCAUUAGAUCCUGCUUUAAGAAGAGCGGGACGUUUCGAUCGUGAAGUGUGCCUUGGAAUACCAGAUAGAGAAGCAAGGGCUAGGAUCUUAGCGGUGCAUACCGAAAAAGUUGUAUUGGCUUCUAAUGUUAGUUUGUCAACAAUAGCUUCUCUUACUCCAGGUUUUGUAGGUGCAGAUUUAGUUGCUUUAAUUAGGGAAGCAGCCAUGGUUGCUGUAGAUAGAGUAUUUGAGGAUUUCAAUAAAUCAAAACGAGAAGAAAAGUCAUCUGAAGUCGAGAAACAACCAGAUAAGAAAGUUAAAAUUCCCGAAAACUCGGAAAAUUUAAUUGACACUAGUGUUGCGGCAGAAACUCCUACCACAGUUGGGAACGAUCUUACGUUUGCACAAGAAUUACCUAAAAGUCCAAUUCCAGGAAUUGCCGAAAUGGAUGUAACACAGGAACAUUCAGCAGACUUGUCAACUUUAUUGACUUGGCUGCGUACCGAACCUCCACUUUCUCCAGCACGUCUAUCGACCCUAUGCAUCGAGCACAAUGAUUUUGAGAUUGCUCUACGCAUCGUUCAACCUUCAGCGAAAAGAGAAGGAUUUGCGACGGUUCCCGGUGUAACAUGGGACGAUGUUGGCUCACUGCGAAAUAUACGACAAGAAUUGCAGAUGGCAAUUCUCGCUCCUGUCAAACACUCUGAACACUUUAAUACAUUAGGUUUAACAGCUGCCAGCGGAGUAUUGUUGUGCGGUCCGCCUGGAUGUGGGAAAACGUUGCUGGCAAAAGCCAUCGCCAAUGAAGCUGGAAUUAAUUUUAUUUCCGUUAAAGGACCAGAGCUUUUAAAUAUGUACGUUGGCGAAAGUGAGAAAGCAGUUCGUCAAUGUUUCUUAAGAGCAAGAAAUUCAAUGCCGUGCGUCAUAUUUUUUGAUGAGAUAGAUGCGUUGUGUCCUAAGAGAACAGAGGGCGAUAAUUCUGCGACAGCGCGCGUUGUUAAUCAAAUGCUUACAGAAAUGGACGGUGUAGAGGGUCGGCAAGGGGUGUUCCUUAUGGCGGCUAGUAAUCGACCUGACAUUAUAGAUCCAGCUGUUUUGAGGCCAGGAAGAUUGGAUAAAAUAUUAUAUGUUGGUCUUCCGAAUGCUUCAGAUAGGGUCGACAUUUUACGUGCAGUAACAAAGAAUGCAACGAGACCAAAACUUGCUUCAGACGUCGAUUUGAAUCAAGUGGCAUACGACAAUAGAUGUGAAGGUUACACUGGUGCCGAUUUAGCAGCUUUGAUUAGAGAAGCUGGUAUGGAAGCAUUGAAGGAAAUAAUAGCUGGAUAUGGCCAACCAGAAAUUUCGAUGAGACAUAUUUUUCAGGCGUUUGACAAAGUACAACCGUCCGUUCGUGAGAAGGAUAUUAAACAUUACGAAAAGUUGAGCAAAUUAUAUUCGGCUAGAAAAAACCCUGAAACUACGCCAAUGGAUACACCAGUAGAUGCACCAAUUGUUGACGUAGUCAUGGAGCCAAUGGAAACUUAAAGUACAACUACUAAAAGCCUAUAAGAAUCGCCUGAAAAACUCUUCCAGUACCAAAAUUCACGUAAACUUUUACAGAAAAGACGAAAGGCGCUUUUCUUUUUAAUAGUGCAGUUUUGUUUCUAUGCAUUUAUAUUUCAUAUUAAAAGAAACAUAUUUCUAACAUUGGCUACAUGAUUUGAACCGAUGAUUUAUUAGUUAAUUAUUAUUAUUAUUGUUUAAAGAUAUUCAGUUAAUAAUAUAGUCGAUUAAAGUAUCUCAUUUUCUGUUUAUGAAUGGCGUGUGCGUGCGUGCGUGCGUGCGUGCGUGCGUGCAGCAUGUUAAAGGAUCUACAAGAUUUUCAUCAGUCAACAAAAUUGUUUUAUUUAACAUUUAAUGAUGUUUAACAAUUCUUUUUUUAUAAAUUGUAUGUGUAGAUUAAUUAUGUACGCAAAUAAAUGUGUUUUAGGAUAAAA
Wasmannia auropunctata (little fire ant) is the source of this 3542-nucleotide messenger RNA. It is a transcript of the gene smid, whose product is annotated as nuclear valosin-containing protein-like. Gene Ontology annotation, cellular component: nucleus. Gene Ontology annotation, biological process: ribosome biogenesis. Gene Ontology annotation, molecular function: ATP binding; ATP hydrolysis activity; preribosome binding. NCBI's taxonomy places the organism in Eukaryota, Metazoa, Arthropoda, Insecta, Hymenoptera, Formicidae. The record is from RefSeq and is a predicted model, not a curated record. The coding region runs from base 292 to 3090 and encodes 932 amino acids. The transcript is spliced from 12 exons.